Molecule: messenger RNA, 1566 nt
Organism: Peniophora sp. CBMAI 1063
Lineage: Eukaryota; Fungi; Basidiomycota; Agaricomycetes; Russulales; Peniophoraceae
Source: the annotation of a GenBank genome assembly
AUGCUGCUCACUGAACUUCCUCUUGAUGUUUUGGAGCUCGUCUGCAGCGAUCUGGAUGCCCACAGCGCUGUCGCGUGCGGGCUCGUAUGCAGGCUGAUGCAUCGGGUCGUCACUUCAUCGCUGCCUGUCCAGUACAACAUCGGGCUGGCUAUGCGUGGCAUGCGCCAAGGGCUGAGCGAGGCAAUCAGUCUUGCAGAGAGACUGAAGAACCUUGAGCGCCUCGAAGUGGCAUGGCGCGAAGGCUCGUGGAAGGAGACUUUCAGGCAUGAACUCCGCAUUCCGACGCACUACGACCAUGUAUGCCACGCCGAUGAAUACGUUCUCACUUGGAUACCUGAGGAUGGGCAGGUGCACAUCGUCCGUCUACCCUCUCCGCUUCGCGGGAUCGCUCUUGAGGAGUAUCGUUGGGAGUUCAUCCCACCCGAGGACGUCGAUCCUCGUCGCCGCAUCAUCACUUUGCUGGAUCCACCGAAUAAUCUGGCGAUGUUUGUCGUCACGACGUGGCAUGGUCCUCAGGGUAAUGAUCAAAGGUUGGCUCUGCACCCUUUUGAGCUUUCGUCGGGAAACACGCCGGCAGCUAUGUUGCCACAUACCACUGUUGUUCUCCAAGAAAAGCGCUUCACGUACUGGAAACCCGUCCUACGCGGUGAAUUGCUUCUCAUGGAGCUCGAUCAGUCCGAUGAGUCUCAAGGUAUCAUGGUUUAUAACUGGGUAACCCAGAAAAGGGUAUUGCUGGUCAGGCGUGCCAUGUCGUUUGUCACGUUCUUGGACGACAAUCGUAUAAUUGCCAGCUUCCUACGCAAAGUAAAGCUUCAGGGCGCGUAUCCCCGUCUGCGCAUCUACAAUCUGUCCGAACUUGACACGGACGGACAAGCACGGGCGACUCACGACUUCGAUCUACCACUCAGGUCUGAUAUCAAGCUGGAACCCGGCUGGUUCCGGAUCGGACGAGAAUGCGGUUACCCUGCAUAUGCUUCUGGGGGCUCCUACUUCUCUGACGACGAUGAGGCGGUGGUCUACUUCUCCCCUUCGGUCAUGAUACGUAGAAAACGGUACACGCUGGAGAUGUACCUAUGGAUGUCUGAGAUAGGGCGCAUCGCUGCAAGUCUGCCGGGAUCACAGGACACGAUUGUCAUCCCGUGGAGUACUUGGGGACAUGCCGCUAGACUUGCUUUGCAACCUAGCCAGACUACCCACGUCAUGCCGGAUGUGGUGGGGACCCGAGGGUACACGCUCUGCAAAGACGAAGCGCGAUCAUUCCAUGUCUACGAUCAUCAUCGCGCUCGCGUGCGCCGCGCGCGUUCUCAACCGUCCACCGAUGCAUUCACGAUCAAACAGUACCCUCCCUUGGACUUGGCGGUUCUACGAGAGGGCGAGAUACAGCCAGGCUCGCCGGCCAUCCCUCUGUCGUCUGAGCACGUAGAUCAUCUGAUCAAAUUGCCUAUCCCCAGCUCUUCUCCGCCGCCCUACGAGUUUGUCCUCUCGGGAGAUGUUAUCCUCGUUCGGGAGCAAACUGAAAAGUAUCACGGCCAUACGAAGGCCAUAGCGGCGUAUUCGCUCGUGUAG